GCGGUGGCGGCGGCGGCGGUGGCGGCGGCGGCGGCGGCGGCCCCUCGGCUUCAGGCGAAGCCGCCGCCCGAGGCCCCGGUGGUGCUCCGUGGCAGCGGCGGUUGCGCUUCCCGCCGCCCGGGCUUCGGAAACUUCCUGGCCGCGACGCGCGGAGCCAGCGCAUAAAGCCGAACAGAAGGGAGGCAAACGGAGGUGAGUGGAGGAGGACACCAGAGCCGGAUCGUCUACGAGAGGGCCAGCUGAGGCUCAUCACCUCCGCGCUGCCUCUAUUCCCCCGGCUCGCCUGGCGAGAAGCAGAUCUCGACCGUUAACCCCUCUCCCACGCACACACCCGCCAACACCAGCGGCCCGACGUGCCAGGAGACGCAAGCCCAUGGAGGGUCUGGGCCGCUCGUGCCUGUGGCUGCGCCAGGAGCUGUCACCCCCGCGGCCGCGGCUCCUGCUCCUGGACUGCCGCAGCCGCGAGCUGUACGAGUCAGCGCGCAUCGGAGGGGCGCUGAGCGUGGCCCUGCCCGCGCUGCUGCUGCGCCGCCUGCGGCGGGGGAGCCUGUCGGUGCGCGCACUCCUGCCCGGGCCGCCGCUGCAGCCGCCCCCGCCCGCCCCGGUGCUCCUGUACGACCAGGGUGGGGGGCGGCCCCGGCGCGGGGAGGUCGACGCCGAGGAGUGGGAGGCCGAGUCGGUGCUGGAUACCCUGCUCCAGAAGCUGCGGGAGGAAGGCUACCUGGCCUACUACCUACAGGGUGGCUUCAGCAGAUUCCAGGCUGAGUGCCCUCAUCUAUGUGAGACCAGCCUCAACGGCCAUGGUGGCCCAAGCACAGCCCCAGUGCCCAGCCGGGUGGUGGGGCUGGGCAGCCUGUGCCUCAGCACUGACUGUUCUGACGUGGAAUCCGAGCCCGACCGUGACUUCAUGAGCUGUGGCCUGGAUUCGGAGGGUGCCACGCCCCCCACAGCAGGUCUGCUACCAUCCUUCCCUGUCCAGAUCCUGCCCAACCUCUACCUGGGCAGUGCCCGGGAUUCAGCCAAUGUGGAGAGCUUGGCCAAGCUGGGCAUCCGCUACAUCCUCAAUGUCACCCCCAACCUCCCUAACCUCUUCGAGAAGAAUGGCGACUUUCACUACAAGCAGAUCCCUAUCUCAGACCACUGGAGCCAGAACUUGUCCCAGUUCUUUCCAGAGGCCAUUGCGUUCAUUGACGAGGCCUUGUCCCAGAACUGCGGAGUGCUUGUUCACUGCCUGGCGGGUGUCAGCCGCUCCGUCACUGUCACCGUGGCCUACCUCAUGCAGAAGCGCCACCUCUCGCUCAACGAUGCCUAUGACUUGGUCAAGCGCAAGAAGUCUAACAUCUCCCCUAACUUCAACUUCAUGGGGCAGCUGCUGGACUUCGAGCGCAGCCUGCGGCUGGAAGACAGGCGGGCCGCGGCGCCCCGCAGUGGGGAACGGGAGUCAGAAGCCUCUGACCCACCCUCUUUCUUCACCACCCCCACCAGCGAUGGGGUCUUUGAGCUGGACCCCACAUAGGGUCCUGCCCUGUCCCCCAGUGCGUGCUCCCCACCAUCCAUGUGCUGCAGGGAGGCGGAAGGGGGCUCAGGCAGGAGCAGGGGCUUACGGGGGAGAGCGUAAUUACCUCAUGCAGGGGCUGUGGGAAGAGGUGGGGGCUGGGAGGCCCUCCAGGGGGGCUGCGGGGAGAGAUCUGUCGUACCCACUUGAAACAUCUGCGGGAAUCCUAUUAAAUGUGCCUAUGGGCUGGGCCGGGCCACCAGCCUGACCCGCGCCACUUUGGGGCAGGGCCACGCUCCAAAACCCACCUCUUCUGCGACUGUUCACUUUUUCCUUUUUGAAGGGAGGGCUGCCCAUUCCAAGGGACUAGUGCAGGUGACUGCCGGUUCCUGGGGCCCAGGCCCUCCGUGCUGGGCCCGGAGCCUUCCUGUGGCUCUGCCUUCACGAAGGGCGUGUGCCUGCUCCGGCCACCUCAUUUGCCACAGGGACCUGCUCCCAGCACCAUCCCCAAAUGGCUGCUUCUGGGGAGGUGGCCACCACCACCACCAGUGAAGUCACCUCCCUGCCUCUCCACGAAGGGCUGUGCCUCCUGGGGCCAGGGUCAGAGGUGCAGCGGCUGCCCACCAUCUGUGGGGACAGCCCCUCUCUGGGCAGCUCCCCUCUGGUCAGCACCACAAGAGAGGGUGCUAGCCUGGGAGCCGCUGGGCGGGUUCCCAGCUAGACACCUGGCGCCCUAUUUAUCCACUGGGCAUUUGAAAAGAUGCUUUUGCGCCUCUUCUCCCAGGUGUCUUGACAGGAUCACUGGGGCUCUUUGUGACUGCAGAGGUCGGGUCUCAGGGCAAGAGCUGGGGUGGAGGAGGGAGGGAAGGCCUGGAUUUUGCCGCUAUAGGUCCCACAUAGCCACGGUUGGUCUGGGGUAAGGAAGGGGCCAAGCUGCAUGUCCACAAGGUUACUCAUUAUAGUACAUACCUCUCAUGGGCAGCAGGCAUGGGGGGCGGGGCACUGUCUCACACACACAGCCUGCUCGCCCACCUGGCCCAGGACCACAGUAGGGACCAUUCUCACCUUUGGGGAUCCACACCAUGGUUGCUCUCUUUCAUUGUUCCUAAAUAAAUGGUUCAUGUCAGCUACU
Manis pentadactyla (Chinese pangolin) is the source of this 2627-nucleotide messenger RNA. It is a transcript of the gene DUSP9, whose product is annotated as dual specificity phosphatase 9. Gene Ontology annotation, cellular component: cytosol; cytoplasm. Gene Ontology annotation, biological process: protein dephosphorylation; negative regulation of MAPK cascade. Bases 374 to 1516 code for a protein of 380 amino acids. The record is from RefSeq and is a predicted model, not a curated record. The transcript has 5 exons. NCBI's taxonomy places the organism in Eukaryota, Metazoa, Chordata, Mammalia, Pholidota, Manidae. Gene Ontology annotation, molecular function: protein tyrosine/threonine phosphatase activity; MAP kinase tyrosine/serine/threonine phosphatase activity.